Molecule: messenger RNA, 2764 nt
Organism: Limulus polyphemus (Atlantic horseshoe crab)
Lineage: Eukaryota; Metazoa; Arthropoda; Merostomata; Xiphosura; Limulidae
Gene: Usp5
Product: ubiquitin carboxyl-terminal hydrolase 5-like
Exons: 20
Coding region: 65-2479 (804 amino acids)
Biological process (GO): protein deubiquitination
Molecular function (GO): protein binding; cysteine-type deubiquitinase activity; zinc ion binding
Source: RefSeq, a predicted model, not a curated record
AUGCAUGACAAUCGGAAUAUUUUUGAGUUAGUAACUUUCGUGUACCGUUGUAAUUUGUAGUAAGAUGGAAAUAUUAAAUCAGCAUCUAUCAAAAAUCCGAACACCUCUUGGAGGUGAACAAGUGUUUAAAGACGAAUGUGUGUUUUCAUUUGAAACACCGGAUUCUGAAAAUGGUUUAUUUAUCUGUUUAAAUACAUUCUUGGGCUUUGGACACAAUCAUGUAGAAAGGCACUAUCAGAAAACAGGGAAUGCUGUUUAUUUGCAUAUAAAAAGAAUCAAGAAAGAGUUGAAACAAGACAAUGGUUGUGGUGAUGAAACAAAAAAACCAACAAGAUUAGCUAUUGGAGUUGAGGGAGGUUUUAUUCCAGAAGAAGGUACUAAGUAUGAAGUUUUGGACUUUACUUCUAUUGUAGUGUUACCAGAUUUCAUUGAGAUCCCUCUUCCCAAUCCUGAUCUUCCAGAGCUGGUGCAGUUAUCUGUGGCUAGCAUAUUGGCAGCACAGUCUCCAACAAGAGCUGGGGAGGCCAGUGCCUUAGAAGGGACUUGGGAUGGCGAGAAAAGAAAGGUUUCAAAGUAUGCAGAUACCCUAGUGCAGUUAGACAAUGAUCUGAGAAUUCCACCUAAAGGCUGGAAGUGUGAGAGAUGUGACAAGACGGAUAAUUUGUGGCUCAACCUUACAGAUGGCAAAAUACUUUGUGGCAGGAGAUUUUUUGAUGGAAGUGGUGGGAAUAACCAUGCUGUUGAUCACUUCAAGGAAACAGGCUAUCCCCUGGCAGUGAAACUUGGAACUAUUACACCAUCAGGUGGAGAUGUUUUCUCAUAUGAUGAAGAUGACAUGGUUGAAGAUCCCAACCUAGCUAAGCAUCUAGCUCAUUUUGGAAUUAACGUAACUCAAAUGGAAAAGACAGAGAAAUCAAUGAUUGAGUUGGAGAUUGACAUGAAUCAGAGGAUAGGAGAAUGGGCUAUUCUUCAGGAAUCUGGUAGCCAUUUAGUUCCAAUGUAUGGUCCAGGUUACACAGGAUUAUCAAACCUUGGCAACUCCUGCUAUAUGAAUUCUGUUAUGCAGGUGGUUUUUUCCAUCCCAGAUUUCCAAAAGAUAUAUUUUGAGAAUGCAGAGAGAAUCUUUGACUCUGCUACAGCAGAUCCUGCCAGAGACUUCACUGUACAGAUGGCAAAAUUGGGCCACGGAUUAUUAUCAGGUGAUUACUCAAAGCCACCACCAGAUGACACUGUUGAUGGAAAUAUUUCAAACAAAAAUCAACCUGGCAUAAAACCAAGUAUGUUUAAGACUUUAAUUGGCAGAGGACAUCCUGAAUUUUCUACAAAACGUCAACAAGAUGCUCAAGAAUAUUUCUUACAUCUUGUGAAUGUUAUAGAGAGACACAGCCGAGGUAGAGAGAAUCCAGCAGAGUGUUUUAAGUUUGAAAUUGAAGAGCGUCUGCAGUGUGUUAAAUCAGGAAAAGUUAAAUAUACAAAAAGAAUAGACUAUCUCCUUUCACUUCCUAUCCCUCUAGACCUUGCUGUAAAUAAAGAUGAAGUUGCUGCAUUUGAAGCUAAGAAAGCUGUAAUAGAAGCUAGAGGAGAAAAAAUUGAUCCUAAUGCAGUUAUUAGGCCAAAAAUUCCACUAUCAGUAUGCUUGGAAAACUUUGCUGCUCCUGAAACUCUUGAAGAUUUUUUUAGCACAGCCAUAAAUGCAAAAUCCACAGCUCUGAAGACAACUACAAUUAAAACCUUUCCUGAUUACCUGAUGAUACAGCUUAAAAAGUUCACCUUAGCUGAUGAUUGGGUGCCAAAGAAGUUAGAUAUAUCAGUGGAUGUACCAGACAUUCUUGACUUGUCAUUCCUACGAGGAAAAGGAUUGCAGGAAGGAGAGGAAGAACUACCGGACCCUAAACCUGAUGAACCAGAGUUUGACCAUGCAGUUUUGACUCAACUUUUUGACAUGGGAUUUCCACAAGAAGCCUGCAAGAAAGCUCUGUAUAACACAGAAAAUGAAGGUAUAGAAGCAGCAAUGAACUGGAUAAUGGAACAUAUGAAUGAUCCAGACUUUGCUGACCCCUUCAUACCAGUGGGAAGUUUGAAAGACAAUACAAAAGAUGACUUUGUUCCAAAUAUAGAAGCAUUAGUCACCAUAGUUUCAAUGGGUUUCUCUCAAGAUCAAGCAAAAAAAGCACUUAAAGAAACAGAUAACAAUGUUGAACGAGCUUUAGACUGGAUAUUUAGUCAUAGUGAUGAACUGGAACCAACUCCUAUGGAGACAGAAACUGGUAGUUCCUCUACUGUCCAGUUUCGAGACGGAAGAGAAAAGUACCAGUUGAUUGCUUUCAUCAGUCAUAUGGGCUCAUCGACUUUAGUUGGCCACUACGUCUGUCAUAUCCUGAAAGAAGGACGUUGGGUCAUCUAUAAUGAUAAUAAGGUUGCUUUAUCAGAACACCCUCCAAAGGAUUUAGCAUAUUUAUAUGUAUUCAAAAGACUAUGAGAAUAUUUUGUUGGAAAUUUGUUGGAGAUAAUUCUUUUUCUCUGUGCUUUAUAAACAAGCCAACUUAAAUAUUUAUAGUACUUUAAUGCUAUAAAAAUAUGAAUUAGAUAAAUUCAAAGUUAAACAGGAUAUCUGCUCUUAAUAAUUUGUUCCAAUGUUGUUAAAAUGAAAAGGGAGAAGUAAAUUUUUUUUGGUCACAACAUUUUCCUCACUUAAGUCAGUCAGUUCUAUGUACUAAAAACAUGCCUAUUAGCAAGUGUGUUUAAUAAAAAAUAUAAUAUUUAA